Messenger RNA from Hyalella azteca, 767 nucleotides. RefSeq lists its product as uncharacterized. Bases 18 to 578 code for a protein of 186 amino acids. The record is from RefSeq and is a predicted model, not a curated record. NCBI's taxonomy places the organism in Eukaryota, Metazoa, Arthropoda, Malacostraca, Amphipoda, Hyalellidae. The transcript is spliced from 4 exons.
AUUUACAGGUUUGAAUCAUGGCGUAUCUAACGCUGGGGUCCGAGGCACGGUCGUUUGAGCUGGUGGGAGAUUCGAUGCUGAAACGCCUAUACAGGUUCUACCAUGGAGACAACAGUAAACGUAAUAUUGGCUUCUGCAUCGGUGGGAUAACCAUGUCCCAACUAGCCAACCGACUAGCUGGGAGGACUGUGAAUCAGGAUGUCAUUCUGCAGAUUGGAACUAAUGAUCUUCUGGUUGAAGGUGUCGAAUUGGACAUAGAAAAGCUGAAACUGGAAAUGAAUAAUCUUAUUGCUGUUGUCAAAGAGUCAGGAGCUGAUAAUAUAACUAUCCUGACCCUCCCUCCAAUACCCUCCUGUGGGUACAGAAAUGGCGUCUUAAAAAUCUGGAAGGCAUUCAACAAGUGGAUUCUUUCAGAACUACCUUCUGAAGAGAGGAACGUGUCGGUUGUCAACACUGGGAAAAUAUUCUACUCUUUCACCAAAAAUCACUUCAAGAAGGAUCUGUUCAACGAUGACAUGCUCCAUUGGAAUGCACAAGGAAUGGACUUAGUGCUACAGAUGCUGGACGAGUCACUGUAGCAAAAGAGCUGUACUCUAGCCAAACAAAAUAGAGGAUAAGUAAACCUAAAGAUCUUUCAAUAACUUAAUAGAAAGUGGUUAUUGUCAGAUUAAGUUUUAGCAGUAUGUAUGUGAUUCUAAUGGAAAUAUUAUUUACGUGUUGAAGAGGUGAAGGUGAUGUUGAGGUGAGAAAAUAAAAAAUUUAUUUGA